Priapulus caudatus is the source of this 767-nucleotide messenger RNA. Its product is annotated as adenine phosphoribosyltransferase-like. Gene Ontology annotation, biological process: AMP salvage; adenine salvage. Lineage: Eukaryota; Metazoa; Priapulida; Priapulimorpha; Priapulimorphida; Priapulidae. Gene Ontology annotation, molecular function: AMP binding; adenine phosphoribosyltransferase activity; adenine binding. Gene Ontology annotation, cellular component: cytoplasm. The record is from RefSeq and is a predicted model, not a curated record.
CGACAUAUUUUCAGUCAUGCAGCAGCCGACGGUGUUUGCUGAUCUAAUGGAUGUAUUAAUUGACUACGUUAAAGCAAAACACAAGGAUAUUGACGCAAUCAUUGGAUUGGACUCACGAGGGUUCCUUUUUGGACCUAUAAUAUGUUUGCAGUUGGGUAUUCCGUUUGUACCUGUGCGCAAAAAGGGCAAACUACCUGGAGACCUAAUGAGCACUACAUAUCAGCUAGAAUAUGGUUCAGACGUUUUUGAAGUUCAAAAAGAUUCGUUUAAACCAGGAGAUAAAAUUGUGAUUAUAGAUGAUCUACUAGCAACUGGAGGCACAAUGUCCGCCUCUGUGGAUCUUGUCAAGAAGAAUGGUGGAGUAGUGGAAGAGUGCAUCUGCAUUAUUGAAAUAGAUGACUUAAAAGGAAGGAACAAACUAAAAGUGCCAUUUAAGUCAUUCAUUCAGUUUUAAAGAUAUGGAAAAUCUACACUCAGUUGGACUUAAAAGGAACGAAACUAUACUGCGAGAGAAAUUGUCUUUUUCUAAAUAUGGAACAUGUUUUAAAAUACAUGUGCACAAUUAACUGUGAUACCGAAGUAAUUUUUCCAUGUGGUGUGAUAUGAGGGUGCUACUUUCUUUACUGCUUGUUACACUUUUAUAGAGCCAUGUUGUUAGUACCUAGGUUUCUAGGUAUCUGUAGCAUCUUAAGUUUCAAUAGGAAUUGAUAAUAGUAAGAAAUGGGCAAGUGAGAAUUACAAUAAAGUACACAGUAGGUUUUGCUACA